Messenger RNA from Puma concolor (puma), 1164 nucleotides. The record is from RefSeq and is a predicted model, not a curated record. Lineage: Eukaryota; Metazoa; Chordata; Mammalia; Carnivora; Felidae.
AUGGCUGAAGCGCACCAGGCCGUGGGCUUCCGACCCUCGCUGACCUCGGACGGGGCCGAAGUGGAGCUCGGUGCCCCCGUGUUGCAGGAGAUCUACCUCUCCGGAUUGCGCUCUUGGAAAAGGCACCUCGCCCGUUUCUGGAAUGACUUUCUUACUGGUGUGUUCCCUGCCAGCCCCCUCAGCUGGCUCUUCCUCUUCAGUGCCAUUCAGCUCGCCUGGUUCCUCCAGCUGGAUCCUUCCCUAGGACUGAUGGAGAAGAUCAAAGAGUUGCUGCCAGACUGGGGUGGACAGCACCACAGGCUUCGGGGAGUCCUGGCAGCCGCGCUGUUUGCUUCGUGCCUGUGGGGAGCCCUGAUCUUCACGCUUCACGUGGCCCUGAGGCUGCUUCUGUCCUACCAUGGCUGGCUCCUUGAACCCCACGGAGCCAUGUCCUCCCCCACCAAGACCUGGCUGUUCACUCUGGCCACAGAAUGUUUUCAGCUGGGCUACUCAGCCGACGGCCACUGCAAAGGGCAUCCUGAUCCCUCACUGCCCCAGCCCCAGCGGCUGCACUGGGACCUUCCAGAAAAGAUCCAUCUGUCCAUCUCUCUAGCCCUGAGGGGAGCCAAGACCUUGUCCGGAAACGUUGACUGCCACGUCUUCCCCUUCUCCCACUUCGGCAAGAGUUUCAUCAAACGCUGCCACCUCUCUUCAGACAGCUUCAUCCAGAUGGCCUUGCAGCUGGCCCACUUCCGGGACAGGGGUCAAUUCUGCCUGACUUAUGAGUCAACCAUGACUCGCUUGUUCCUGGAAGGCCGGACGGAGACGGUGCGAUCUUGCACCAGAGAGGCCUGCAACUUUGUGAGAGCCAUGGAGGACAAAGAGAAGACACACCACAAGAUGCCCGCCGGCUCAACUCAAGCCGUAUCACCACCAACCCCGUCUGACCACACCAAGGCCCCAGUGAUCCAGCCCACCAGUGCCAUGAUUCCUUGGCGAAACGGUGCCGACAUCUCCGAGGGUGUCCAAGAUUUAGAAAACCUGCAAGCUCUGCUCAGCAGCUCCUACAGGAAGGAACGGCCUCAGCGGCGCUGGAGCCCAACACAGCUCGUGGGCAAAGCGGAAGUGUGGUUUGCAGAGUUGCGAUCCCAGAUUCUCAAAGCCCGGAACUGGGAAUGGAGUUGA